This is a messenger RNA of Petromyzon marinus (sea lamprey), 7659 nucleotides long. Lineage: Eukaryota; Metazoa; Chordata; Hyperoartia; Petromyzontiformes; Petromyzontidae. The record is from RefSeq and is a predicted model, not a curated record.
AUGGGCGAGGAUGGUGAAAAGUCCGAGAGGCCCGGCACGUCCCGAGAGAAGGCCUCGCUGGGCGUGGGCACGAGUGGCGACCAGAAGGGCUUCCUGUGCUGGAAGAAGGGGUGCGGCCAGCAGUUCGCGACGCCCGGGGCGCUGCAGGCCCACUUCGCCGAGGCCCACGCCAAACAGCGACACCUCGAGUCGAGCCACCCAGAGCUGAGCGACGGCGACGUGCGCCAGAUCUGCGGCAGCGUCGGCAUCGGCUUCCGGGUCGGCCGCCGGGAACCGUCGCCGGCCGAGGGAGGAGGCGACGACGCGGCGGGCGCGGCGGGCGCACGACGACCUGCUGGGCGACGCCACAAGCGGGCGCUGCCGUUCCGCAAGGGCACCAACUUCCUGAUGGACAAGUUCCUGGACCCGUCGCGGCCGUACAAGUGCACCGUGUGCAAGGAGUCGUUCACCCAGAAGAACAUCCUUCUCGUGCACUACAACUCGGUGUCGCACCUCAACCGCCUGAAGAAGACGCUGCAGGGCUCCGGCGGGCCGUCCGGCGGCGCCGCGCAGGGCGACGCCGUCGCGAGCGCCGGCGACAGCAAGCCCUACCGGUGCGCCACCUGCAACGUGGCCUACAGCCAGAGCUCCACGCUCGAGAUCCACAUGCGCUCCGUGCUGCACCAGACCAAGACGCGGGCGGCGCUGCAGGAGUCGGCCGCGGCGGCGUCGGGCGGCGGCGGCGGCGGCUGCGGCGGCAAAAGGGGACGGCGCCGGCGCUUCGGCGGGCGCCGUGCAGCAGGCCGCGAGCGACCACGCCAAGGCCCAGGCGGCCCCGGCGGCUCGGCGCACAAGCCGGAGGCGACGCCGGAGUACGCGGAGGGCGCCGAAGAAGGCGCACGCGGAGGCGCCGCCGACGCCGUCGUCAGGCCAGCAGGCUCAGGCCCAGGCGCAGGCCCAGGCGCAGGCUUUGGCACGCGCUCAAACGCAGGCCCUGGUGCAGCAGGCGCAGGCGCAGUUCCAGCAGGAGCUGCAGCAGCAACAGCAGCAGCCAGCCUUCCUUCAGCACCAGCUCUUCAACCCGGCACUGCUGCCCCCUUUCUCCAUGACGACGGAAGCCUUCAUGCAGCUGCAGCAGCAGCAGCCAUUCUUCUUUCCCUUCGGCCUCUCCGGCGCCGACCUUCAGCUGCACCAGGAGAUGGUCCUGCCCGGGUCGUCCGGCGCGUUCGCCAUGUCCAGCGCGGCCGCCUCCAUCCUGGGAGAGCUGAAGUCGCAGCAGCAGGGCAACAGCAGCAGCAACAACAGCAGCAGCAGCAGCAGCAACAGCAGCAGCAGCAACAGCAGCAGGCGCUUCAACUGCUGAGCGAGGAGAUCGAGAAUCGGAGCGCCGAGGAGGACGAGAAGAUGGAGGAGGCGCAGGACGAGGAUGUCGACGGCGAGUCCACGACGGCACCGGCGGCGGGCCCCGGCGAGGAGCCGGGCGACGCGCAGCACCAGCAGCCGGGCGGCUCCGAAGAACGCGUGCCGCCCCCCAGGAUUCCGGCGUACGCCCGGGGCAAUGCGGUGCGGGCGCUGCUGGAGAACUUCGGCUUCGAGCUGGUGAUCCAGUACAACGAGAACCGGCAGAGGUCGGCGCUGGCGGGAGGAGAGCGCCGCGGCGCCGACGCCUCGGGCAAGAUCGAGUGCAGGGACUGCGGAAAGCUCUUCUCCAACAUCCUGGUGCUCAAAAGCCACCAAGAGCACAUCCACCUCCAGAUCCUGCCCAUCGAGGAGCUCAGCCGCUACUCCAAGCAGUACCGCAAGACCUACGACAAGGUCUACCCGAUCAGGCCCGACUCGCCCGAGACGCAGGCGCUGCCGGCGCAGCAGCAGCAGCAGCAGCAGCAGCUCCAGCCGCCGCCGCCUCCGCCGCCUCCGCCGCCUCCUCCGACCUCGUCCGCCGCCCCGAAGCUGGCCACCCCUCCGGCACCCCGCAGCCCGCGCAGCCUUCGCCCCACCAGAUGGUGCUGUCCCAGCUGGCGCUGCCCCCUGGACCAGCUGCCCAUGCUGUCGCCGCUGAUGAUGCAGCCGAUGCAGCUGCAGUCGAUGGCGUCGCAGCUGUCCUCGCAGUUCAUGCCAUGGAGUCGAUCACCGCCGACUUUGUGCAGCUCUACCACCUCCACCACCAGCAGAAGAUGCAGCAGCAGCAGCAGCAGCAGGCAGUGGACUCGGCCCUGCUCCUGCAGCAGCAGCAGCAGCAGAGCAAGCCGGCCGCGCACCCGCAUCACGGAGGAGCAGCUGAACGUGCUCAAGGCCUACUUCGACAUCAACAACCUGCCGAGCGACGAGCAGAUCCAGGAGAUGGCCGAGAACACGGGCCUCUCGCACAAGGUCAUCAAGCACUGGUUCCGCAACACGCUGUUCAAGGAGCGCCAGCGCAACAAGGACUCGCCCUACAACUUCAACAACCCACCCACCACGAGCCUCGACGAUCUGCGGGUGGAGCCGCCGGCGGCACCGGCGGCGCCGGCAGUGCCGCCGUGCCGCCGCCCCCCAAGCCGGCGCCGGUCCCCCGAGCUCCCGACCCAGCAGCUGCAGCAGCAGCAGCAGCAGCAGCUACAGAUGGAGACGUUGUCGAGCCGGCGCUCGAGCCGAACGCGCUUCACCGACUACCAGCUCAAGAUCCUGCAGGACUUCUUCGACGCCAACGCCUACCCCAAGGACGACGAGCUGGAGCAGCUGUCCGGCCUCCUGAGCCUGCCGACGCGCGUCAUCGUCGUGUGGUUCCAGAACGCGCGGCAAAAGGCGCGCAAGAGCUACGAGAGCCAGAUCGAGGGCAGGGGACGGAAGAAGCGCGAGGUGCUGCUCAACGACCGCUACGUGCGCACCGGCAACAUGAACUACCAGUGCCGCAAGUGCAGCGUGGUGUUCCAGCGCAUCUUCGACCUCAUCACCCACCAGAAGAAGCACUGCUACCGCGACGAGGAGGACAGCUACACGCGCGAGGACAACCAGAUGGACGACUCGUCCGACGCCACGGACAUGGGCAACUCGUCCGGCUACACGCCGCCGCCGGCGCAGCCGCAGCGCGACGCGCCGGCCCCCUCGUCGUUCCAGACGCCCGACGGCGACUCCCGCGGAGCUCCGAGCCCCAAAACCGAACCCGCCGAGGAGAAGCCGAAGGAGGGCAUGGUGGAGAGGGAGCAGCGGGAGCAGCAGCUGCAGCAGCAGCGGGAGCAGCAGCUGCAGCAGCAGCUGCAGCAGCAGCUGCAGCAACAGCUUCAGCAGCAGCAGCAGCUGCAGCAGCAUCAUCAUCAGCUGCAAAGUCAGCAGGAAGAGCAGCCAAAACCAAAACCGCAUCAACCUCAGAGCAGCCAUCAUCAUCAUCAGCUGCUGUCGUCGUCGCAGCAGGGGCCGAUGCAGCCGGCGCCGUACAACAGCCUGGCGCUGCAGCUGCUACCCUACCAGUGCGAGCAGUGCAAGCUCUCGUUCCCCACCUUCGAGCAGUGGCAGGAGCACCAGCAGACGCACAUGCUCUCGGCGCAGAACCCCUUCGCUCACACCCCUCCGUCCUGGAGCGCCCCGCGGAGAAUGCCCUUCGUGAUGUUCGACCCGCGCUCCAGCUCGCUCGUGCCGGGCGCCGCGCUCUCGGGCGCGCUGCCGCACGUCCCGUCGCAGUCGGCGCCGUCGCCCGCGACGCCGGCGUCGUCCGCCGGCGCCGAGGAGAGGGCCGACGUCGCGGGCAAGGCGGACGGCGAGCGGCUCGACGAGCCUCACAAGGACAAGCGGCUGCGGACGACCAUCACGCCCGAGCAGCUGGAGGUGCUCUACGGCAAGUACAUGAUCGAUUCGAACCCCACGCGCAAGAUGCUGGACCACAUCUCCAGCGAGGUGGGCCUCAAGAAGCGCGUGGUGCAGGUGUGGUUCCAGAACACGCGCGCCCGCGAGCGCAAGGGCCAGUUCCGCUCGUUCGGCAUGGUGCAGGCCCACCGGCGCUGCCCGUUCUGCCGCGCCCUCUUCAAGGCCCAGACGGCGCUUGACACGCACAUCCGCUCACGCCACUGGCACGAGGCGCGCCAGUCGGGUUACAACGUCUUCCCGUCGCCCGGCGCGCCGAGCCCCGGGCACACCACAGGCCAAGGACGGCGGCGGUGGCGGCGGCGGCGGCGGCGGCUUCGAGCACUUCGCUCAGCAUGGUGUUCUCCCAGCCGCCGUUCGGCAAUGAGCGCCGGCUGCGACAACCGGUCGGCGCUGCUGUCGCAGAUGAAGAUGAUGGGUGACAACUCCCCCACCGGGCUCAGCCACCUCGCCCAUCAACGUCGAGAGCAGCUUCUGCGACAAGGCCAUCGUUCGUCCCCAAGGCCGAAGGGUCGAUGGCGGGCGGCGCGGCGGACGGCGACGCUUCGGCCUACGACGACGACGAUGGCCGCGGCGGCGGCGGCGGCGGCUCGUUGGAAGACGGCCGCCCGUCCGGCGCGAGCGCGGCGCGCGGCGAGAACGGCGACGGCCUCUCGGCCGAGGCGACGACCUCCGACUACGUCCGGCCGAAGACGGAGGACGAGGCGGCGUUUCAGCCGACGACGCCGGCGCUCGGCAGCGAGAGCGGACGGCGGCGACGGCGUCUCGUCGUCGGGGCCGGUGAGCCCCGGCCUGAGCCUCUCGACGACGCUGGACUUCGAGAUGAACGACUACAGCGAGACGUCGAGCCUGGCCGACCCGCGCACCCCGAGCCCGCUGGGCGGCCUCGCCUUCUCGCAGUCCAAGCUGUCGUCGUCGUCCGACGACCGCCCGGGCCACAAGCGCUACCGCACCCAGAUGUCCAACCUGCAGCUGAAGGUGCUCAAGGCCUGCUUCGGGGAGUACCGCACGCCCACCAUGCACGAGUGCGAGAUCCUAGGCAACGACAUCGGGCUGCCCAAGCGCGUCGUGCAGGUGUGGUUCCAGAACGCGCGCGCCAAGGACAAGAAGUUCAAGCUGAGCGUCGCCAAGCAGUUCGGCGCGGAUGCCGCCGGCCGCGGCGGCCGGCGGGAGGGCGCGGCGCCACGGGGGGGUCGCUGCGGCCUGUGCGGCGUUCAGUACACGGCGCGACUCUCUGUGCGCGACCACGUCUUCUCGCUGCAGCACAUCGGCAAGCUCAAGGAGAGCCUCGGCAGCCAGCUGGACGGCGAGAAGUUCCUCGACCCGGCGCUCUUCCGCCAGUUCAUGGCGCAGCAGGAGCUCGACCGCAUCAAGAAGGCCAAUGAGAGCAUCGGCCUCGGACUUCCCCCAGCAGCAGCAGCAGCAGCAGCCAAUUCAAGUCACGAAGCACCCUGCCACGUUCCAAACGGGCCCCAAGUGCCGGGCCUGGGCCUCUCGUCGGCCUACUCGGCCGUUCCCGGGCUCUCGCCGAUGCUCAUCCCGGGCGUUGGGGGCUCCCCGGCGCUGCCCAACUUUGGGCCGUCUCCAGCAGCGAUGACGACGCCCCAAAGCGGCGCUCAUCGGCUUCCCGAUGUCGGCGAUCCCCCGCCGGGUGUCACCGCGCCCGCCGCGGGUCCCCAGCAAAUCACCGCAGCAGCAGCAGCAGCAGCAGAACGCCGGCACGGCUGUCGCAGUCGCCGGGCAAGGAGAGGAGCCAAGAUGCCGCCGGCAGCGACGACCAGGACGCCGACGAGCGGCAGAAAUCCGACGCCGCGACGAAGCGCGAGGAGGCGGGACGCGGCCGCUCAGCAGGCGCGGGCCGACCAUGCCCAGCCUGCAGGCCCUGCAGGCCGCGCUGGCCGGCGAGUCGAACGCGACGGCGGCGGCCGCCCUCCUCGCCGGGCAGCUGCUGCCCUGCUUCGGCUGCCCACGCUGCCGCCGUACUUCAACGGGCCGCAGCUGCCCACGGCGGCGGCGGCCGCGGCCGUGCUGCAGGGCGGCUACCUCCAGUCGCUGUACGGGGUGGACGCCUCGGGCCUCUUCCCCUACGGCCCGGCCUUCGCGCAGGCCGCCCUCGCCAACGGGCUGGCGGCCGGCUCGCUGCUGCAGCAGCAGGUGCAGCAGUAUCAGCAGAACGUGCAAGAGGUGCUGCAGCAGCAGCAGCAGCAGCAGCAGCAGAUGACGCAGGCGGCGCAGCCGUCGAACGGCUCCGUGCAGGGUCAGCACGACAGGGGCGGCCGGAGUGCGAAGGAGGCGGGCGACGGGGCCGACGAGGGGGCCGGGCCGCCGGGCAAAGGCAAGGGGGCGGCCGCGGACGCCCCGACCAAGCAGGGCCUGGCGGAGCACUGCGAGAUGAAGUGCAGCCUCGUGUGCCGCAAGUGCCAGAUGGUGUUCUCCGACGAGACGCUGGCGCUCGCCCACCAGAAGUCGCUCUGCUACUUCGGCCUGGGCAAGGUGGACGCGCGGGAGACCCUGGUGCGCGUGCCGUCCGGCCAGUACCAGUGCAAGGCCUGCGACGUGACCCUGCUCGGGGAAGACGGCCUGCGACGCCACCUCCAGUCGUCCUCGCACCGGCAGCAGGUCGCGGCCAAACGAGCUACGUCCGACGCCAAAGAGCAGCAGCAGCAGCAGCAGCAGCACGCUAGACUAUUAUUACCUCACUCCUUUCGCGCCACUGAUGCCGCAUCUACCUCGCAGCAGCAGCAGCAGCAGCAGCAGCAGCAGCCCGUGCCGGAUGAUGGCGGCGGCUUCUCGGCAGCCGGCUCCUCGUGCGCCGCUCCCGUCGCCUGCGCCAAAUCGUGGCCGCCGUUCGCCACGCCCGUGACGCCGCCGUCCCUCCCGCAGACGCGCUUCUUGCCCGCCCUCGUCACGGCCUCCCUGGCGAACUCGGCCGCCGUGGCGGCGUCGGCCGGGAUGGACGCGCAGGUGCCGGCGGCGGCGGCGGCGGCGUCGCCCCAGCCGCCGGUUUCGCUGAGCGGGCGCUCGGGCGACGCGGACCAGGGCGGCAAGGCGACGUCGCUGGCGAGCGAGCGCGCCAUCGCGGCGUACGGCAUGAUCUCCGAGCGCGAGUCGCAGAGCGUGGGCUCGUAGAGGAGCCCACGGUUUCGCGGGCGCAGCGCGACGCUCGGGUUUUAUAGAUAGCUUUAAACAGAACUUUGAAAAAAAUAACAAAAACCAACACAAAAACGGAGACACGAUCAUUUACUGUGCAUGUAUUAACCCGUUGGUACAUUCCUUUUAAUUUUUUUAAGAACUAUUUUUAUUUUUCCUUCCCGAGGGUGUGUCGGCCUUGCGUACAGUUGUGUCGGGAGCCGUUGCGGCGUGAAGGCGACUCGUGGGUUUUGCUAAGGAGGAGGAGGAGAAGGAGGAGGUCGCCUUUUAAAUGUACCGGCGCCGACGUGGAGAAGAGCGUGGGAUGAUGGCAGGAGAGGACGCGUCCGGGCGGGGUUCGAGGGGCCUGGGUUUUGCUCGUCGCAAGCGGAAGAAACCCCCCCAACGUCGCGGCGUUUGACUAAAAGGGCUUCCUCCGCCCAGCACCCCGGAGAAACACCAACACGUUGCAUCGAGAGAGACAGAAAGCAGGGGAAGAGACACUCAAUUCGGGCCAAGCUUUAAUAACAAUGACGACAAACAAACAACAACAACAACAACCGAACGACGCCGUUGACGACGACGGCGAGUCGAAGCGUUGAGCCGUCGGUGCCGCGACGGUUCUCCCACAGUUUUUGCCGGCAACUUUAAGGGCAGCCUCCUGCUGGGGGGGGGAGGGGGGGCAGCAAACGGCGGCAGCCCCCACCCCCCCAC